Messenger RNA from Brassica oleracea var. oleracea, 2041 nucleotides. RefSeq lists its product as uncharacterized. The transcript has 3 exons. The coding region runs from base 225 to 1955 and encodes 576 amino acids. Gene Ontology annotation, molecular function: protein dimerization activity. The record is from RefSeq and is a predicted model, not a curated record. NCBI's taxonomy places the organism in Eukaryota, Viridiplantae, Streptophyta, Magnoliopsida, Brassicales, Brassicaceae.
AUAAAGUAGAUGAAAAUAUAGGUGAGGAUCAUGGAGAAGAACCGAGUCAUGAGCCAGAAAAUAUGAAUGUUUUGAAUGAGGAAGAGUUGAAAGAAAAAGAUGAUGGGGAUAAGAAUGGAAGUGAAAAGAGUGGUAAUCUCGAGGAGCGUUGUGGAUACAUAGAUAUGUAUGAUCCUGGAAAUUGGGACAACAUAAAAAAAUGAUGGACUGAGUCGAGAGAUUUUAUGGUUGUACAAGAUCCUGCGAAAAGAUUGCCAAUAGAUUACAACUUUCCCAAGGAUGGUGUUAAGAGACAUUUCUCUCAUUUGCAUUAUACAAGACAAUUGGGUGAUGGGAAAAAACAAGAUCGACGUUGGCUACUUUAUUCAAAAAAACUAAACAAGAUCUUUUGUUUCUGCUGCAAAUUGUUCAAUAAGAGUGACAGUAGUCAAUUGGCAUCUGUGGGGUUCAACGAUUGGAGAAAUGUAUUGAAAAGGCUUAAAGAACAUGAAUCUGGUCGUGAACAUAUAUUAUGUAUGAAGCAGUGGGCAGAACUAGAUCUCAGGCUGCAAAAGAAUCAGACCAUUGACAAAUAUGCUCAAGAUGAAAUCAACAAAGAGAAAAUCCAUUGGAGACAAGUGCUGCUUAGGAUAAUUUCUGUAGUGAAAACUCUUGCUAAACAAAAUUUAGCAUUUCGUGGAAGCAACAAAAAGAUUGGAGAAGAAGGUUGUGGGACUUUCUUAAGCUUUAUCGAGAUGAUUGCUGAUUUUGAUCCUGUGAUGAUCGAACAUCUUAGGAGAUUUAAAGAACGUGAAUCUCGUACUCAUUAUCUCAGUGGCAGAAUUCAGAAUGAGUUAAUAGCUUUGUUGGGCAAUGAGAUCAAAGGUAUGAUCAUCAAGAAAAUUCAAAGUGCAAAAUUUUUCUCUGUUAUUCUUGACUGCACUCCAGAUAUCAGUCAUCAUGAACAAAUGACUGUUGUCAUACGGUGUGUAGAUGUGUCCACAACUUCAGUUAAGGUUGAAGAAUUUUUUUUAACGUUUCUGAAAGUUGAUGAUACAUCUGGAGAAGGGCUUUUUCGUGAUCUGCAAGAUGUAUUGGUUGCUUUUGAUUUGAAAAUUGAUGAUGUGAGAGGACAAGGCUGGAAAAUCUUUGAAGAUCAUGUAGAUGGUCUAACACUUAAGUCUUUGUCGAAUACUCGUUGGGAGAGCCAUGGUGAAAGUGUUAAGGCGAUACGGUUUCAAGCUCCUAAAAUCAUGAACGCUUUAGUUUACAUUGCUGAAAAUAGUGUUGAUCCACAAGAGCAGAAGUCUAUGGAGAUUGAGGCUGUGUUCCCCAAGCAAGGAAAGCGAGUAAUCAAAAGAAAAAUACAACAUGGCGAGAGUUCAGAGAAUGUAGAGGGGAGUGUGACAUUAUCACCCGAAGAGAAAUUUAGAGUUGAUUACUUCAUUCAGAUCAUGGACCAAGCUCUCUACUCGCUUGGGACAAGAUUUGAACAAUUCGAGAAGUAUGAAAAAAUAUUUGGAUUUUUGUUUGAUUUGAAGAAACUGCAGUCAGCAAGUGAUGAUAGUUUGAUGGUUUCCUGUGCCAAUCUUGAAGAUUCUCUAACUCAUGGUGAUCAUUCAGAUAUUGUUGGUAGUGAUCUUUUUGCUGAACUUAAAAUUGUAAGAGAAGCUUUACCAGAAGGAGUUAAGAAGCCUACUGAAGUGCUAGACUUUUUGCAAAGUGUUCAUGAUUUUUAUCCGAACUCAUCGAUUGCUAAUCGAAUAUUGUUGACCAUCCCUGUUUCGGUUGCAUCUGCUGAGAGGAGUUUUUCGAAGUUGAAGCUAAUAAAAUCUUAUCUUCGUUCGACUAUAUCACAAGAAAGAUUAAGUGAUUUGGCUAUCUUAUCUAUCGAGAGAGAACUCUUAAGGAACAUUGAUUUUGAAAGUUUAGUCAAUGAGUUCUUAGAAAAGAAGGGAAGACAAAUUAUGUUUUAGAAUUAUUAUGCAGUGUUUUUUUUUGAAUUGACUCUUUAUAAGACAUUUUUAUGAAUGAAGGCAUAUUUUUUCUCUCGCUUACGUAU